AUGCGCGAGGCGCACAGUUGCGAAAUAGUCCUAGUAAAAGAUUGCCAGUGGAGUCUUGGUCUCUCGAGUUGCUUUGUAUCUUUUCCCUUUGAAACCAUGAUCGCCAGAAAUCUUGCUAGAAACGUUCAUACUAGAGCGUUUUGCUCUAGAAACUCGUCUGCAGCCUCUCUUAUUGGUAAAUCCUUUACCACGUCUUUUGCUAGAACAUUCUCUGUCAGAGCAAACCCGGUUGUGGUAGCGCCUCAAAAUGUUGCCAAACGUUGCAUUUCUGUCCGUCGGGCAUCCAACUCGAGCCAUGAUGAUGUUUCAGAAGAUACCCUCAAGGCACAAGACUUGGUGAGCAAACUCCAGCUGCACCCAGAAAUCCGCCAGUUGUUGCAAGAGUUCCAGGAAUUGAUUGUGACCAAGGGAUUCAACCCAGAAAAACCUCCAUCCUUUAUGGAAAUGAUGAAGCUUUUCGCCCACAAAGAUGUGUGCGAUUUGGUUGCGAAGUUGAAAGUUAAAUUAGACGAGGCAGGCAUCAAGAUCUCGCGCGACGACAUGGGCCUGUUGAUGAAGUUGUUCAAGUAA
Molecule: messenger RNA, 570 nt
Organism: Clavispora lusitaniae ATCC 42720
Lineage: Eukaryota; Fungi; Ascomycota; Pichiomycetes; Serinales; Metschnikowiaceae
Source: RefSeq, a predicted model, not a curated record